AUGGGCGUGACACACACCGCACAGAAGAUGCUCGAAGCAGCACAUAUAUCCCCACAAAUCUUCCAGCUACGCCCCGACUACCGCGCACUCUUAAUGGUAGCCGAAGGCAUACCCCCAGGCGCAAGCGAUUCCAACAGCGAAGCCCUCCUCCAAGAAGCCGAAACCAGCAUCAAACAACAGCUCUCCAAAUCCGCGGUCACAGAACUUCCUCACAUAGCCGCAUGGAGAGAAGCCUACAAAGCCUUCGGAGCAAAGCCCCAAAAGACCCGCAACAGCCUCGAAGCAUUGACACGUCGCGCGGAGGGUGGAUUACCGCGAGUCAAUCGGUUAACGGAUAUCUACAAUGCCAUCUCUGUCAAGCAUCAGAUCCCACUUGGCGGCGAAGACCUCGAUAAAUACGAUGGAACGCCCUUUCUGAUGCGUGCUACUGGCCAGGAGGAAUUCCAGACGUUUUCUAGUGGGGAAGCUCUGAGGGAACUUGCUGCGCCUGGUGAGCCGAUUUGGUGUGAUCAAACCGGGAUUACUUGUCGUCGUUGGAAUUGGAGACAGGGACCGCGGACUGCGUUGACGGAUGAGACUACGCGUGUUCUGUUUAUUCUUGAUGCUUUGGAGCCGCUUUCUGACGAGGCUCUUGUUUUUGCUGCUGAUGAGCUUGCUUCGUUGUUGAAGGGGUUGGCUCCUGAGGUGCAGACAUCAUACCGGAUCAUUUCUGAGACUUCGGCUUCUGAUAUGUCUUGA
This is a messenger RNA of Penicillium canescens, 738 nucleotides long. Its product is annotated as B3/B4 domain-containing protein. The coding region runs from base 1 to 738 and encodes 245 amino acids. The transcript has a single exon. The record is from RefSeq and is a predicted model, not a curated record. Lineage: Eukaryota; Fungi; Ascomycota; Eurotiomycetes; Eurotiales; Aspergillaceae. Gene Ontology annotation, molecular function: phenylalanine-tRNA ligase activity; RNA binding.